AUGAAGUUCGUGCGCUUUUUGCUGUUGUGUUUCCUCGCCGUAUGUUUAUUGUGUUUCACAGCGAUUUUGUUGCUUCCCAGAGUCAACGAAAAGAACAUUAUACGUUUGCCGAGCAAGGCGAUUUCGGAAUACGCUGAUUUCUUCGCUGCCAAGUUCAGUCACGCGUACGGGUGAGUGAAAGCCGCUUGUGAACUUGUUCACUCUUUGCUGAUUUCAAUUGUUACGGUGUGUAGCGGCAUUAAAAGCCGAUUCGCCACGCCAUCGAAUCCUAGGUCACAAAAAUCAAAAGCCACAGUGUUGGUAUUCGUAACCACAAUCAGCAACGCCGAGUGCAACCCAGGCAAACAUCGAUCACUAUGAACAUUUUCAGGCAGCUUUAUUUUUCAAACGGGUUUGUUGUUUGUUUUUCAUGAAGGAACUACAGCUCAUCAGGAGCGAUUUGAUUGGUUAUGUCUUUGAGCUGAUAUCCCCCUGUGAUGUAUUUGGGUUAUAUUUUUUAAAUGCCACUGUCGUCAACAACUCGCCCGAUCUAGACUCAAUUCUUAGUAAAGUUUUCAUUUACAGAUUUCCUCAGUUUUGUGACUGCAUGAUGAUGGUAAAUCAGUUUACUAUAUUUUAAAGCCUCGUUAUAACGAAGCGUGCUUGGAAGGUUUAUGAUUUAAACCCCUAGCCUGAAAAUAUUUUUGCCAUCAUUUCGCGACCCGUGAAAUGAACAAAUGGCAUGGUGGUAACACAGUGGCGGCGUCGCGGAAUGGUGGCUGUUGACCCAUAAAAGGAUUUUAUAUCAUAUGGGGCAGGAGACUGUCCUUUGGCGAGGCCCUUUUACCGAGCAGCAAAAUGACAAAUAAGCUCUUUAGGGAUCUUUAUUGAGUAUUGAGAAUCGAGGAUCCUGAUAUUUUGCCCAAAGAUCACAGGGGGUACUCCGGAUUUCAAGUGAGGGGGUGAUCGAAUAAGGGGGGGGCGUAAGGCUUCCAACAAAACCCAAAAAUUCCCUGGGCAAAAAAUUGACCCCCAAAAAAUCCCAUGCCGAAUUUCCGAACCUUCAAAUUUUCCAGAAAGCAUUCAAUGAUUUAACAUGUGUCAGAGCCUAUAUUGCAGUAUAAGUUUCAAUAUUUUAUUCUUACCUUUAAAACGGAACUCAGUUUUAUCAGAGUUAACUUUUCACCAUUUCAAAUAUGAUUUCAAAACAAUGACUUUCAGAUCGCAGAAAACUUUGCAAAGAUGAAAGUUUAUUCAGCUUGGAAAAGUUAUUGACGUGAGCCGCACACUCAUUCCAACUGAAGGCCUUGAUGAUUCCCUUGAAACGUAUGAAAUUGAGAGGUAGUGUAGGUGAACCAGUAUUCAAACACAAUCGUUGUACCCCGGCGUUCACCACAAAAAAUGUGGUCUGGGGUCGAUCUUAUAUUAUCACAAGUUAAGAAGACUUGCCAGCAACGGUUUCAUUGCGUUCGAGGUACGAGAUUUGUGUUGGGCUUUCUGUGCAAUAUUGGGUGCCCUGUGCAAUUAAUAAGGGAGGUUUUUUUCGAGAUUGCAUUUGUCGUCGUCGUCGACACACAUUUGCCUCGCUUUGAGGCGCUUGCUUACGUUUUGCCUCACUUUGAAGAACUAACUGACGUAGUGAUUCGUGCGUCCUCAAGCGUUUUCUGAGGUCUUUUAUUGUCUUCAUCUUUAAAAGUUUGCUGAAUCUUCGUAAAGCGUACAUAUUUCAAGAGUUUGCUGAAGGUCUACUAUCGAUCUGUCUUUGCUGAAUCCUUUAAAACGUUCAUCUUUCAAAAGUUUCGGCUGCCGUUGUACCACAAAGUAAAUCUACCGAGUUGUGUAGCUCGGCGGCCGUUGUGGCACAAAGUAAAUCUACAUAGUUGUGUAGCUCGGCGGCCGUUGUGCCACAAAGUAAAUCUACCGAGAUGUGAAGCUCGGAGGCGCCGUUUCAUCGAGACUUGUGAUAUUUUCGGCACCGGACAAAGGAACAUUUUAGCUCUAUGUUAUUUAUUCAGAAAAACUUAUAAACAGCCUACAGUAGCUCCACUCAAGUCACUGAAAUCAACACACUCGGCACUCGCUGGAGAGUGGUUUCCAUAUGAUAGCUGAACUUUUUUUCUCAGCGAUCCGACACCGAUCACAGCGAUCGUAGCGAUCAUAUGGAAACUGAGCUUAAUCCAUCGCAAUAAUCAUCCGCCCUUCCUCCUCAACUCCUACCUGUACGCCUUACAAACAUAUCGAACGCACUCUUCUAAGCUCCAAUUACUCCUAGAGUUUUAUAGUAAAUUUCAGUUAUUGUCUACAUGUGGAAUUCCCAAUAAACAAAGUUAAUGAUUACAUCUAAAACUUUGUCAACUGUUUGCUUUUUAAUAACACGUGGACCGGGUUGUUCAAAGCUUGGUUAAGAUAAUCCAGGCGAGGGUUAGUGCGAAAUUUGAAUUCAGAUGUGAAAGCUUCAUUUUGUCAACAAGUUGAUGGUUGGACGCUGUUAAAAAUAACAGAGAAAAUUACCCAAAGAAACGUUUUUGAACAAAAGAAAAAGAGACCCGGAUUAAGCGCUGACCGGCCUUCGAAAAACUGCGCCCUGUAGAACAUCUAUUGCACCUGUAAAACAAAAAGUUCUUUUUACUCUCCCGACGCAUUCUGGACAGUGUCUCCUCAACUUACAACCACUUGAGACGAACCAUACGACACCACUCUGAUCACUAGCCUUCAAAACCUGUUUAUAAUGAUACACAGUUCAAAUAGAGAAUUCACUGUACGCAACCCUUACGUUCAAAGUUACUAACGACCUUGUACCUCUGGCAUUGUUUGUGACGUUGGCCACGCAGCCAGCGAAGUAUUCUACCGCGCUUUAGUCUCAUCCCGUCCUUCAUUUAUUUCGAAUCGUCCCAAAAAAAUACUUUCCUAAUUUUCCUAUCCAAAAAAAUCCCGGGGAAUCGAAAAUUUCAAACAAACAAAAAAUCCUUUGAUCAUCUCCAUCACUUGAAAUCCGGUGUACCCCUGCACUCGCACAUUUCUCCUUUUUCUACGCGAUGUAUUUACAAGGAAGGUAGUUUUACCAUGGCGCUACAUCAGUGCUAGGGUUGCCUUAGCAAGAGAAUUACCCUACCUGCCUUGUAAACGCUUGGCCUGCAGCGCAGCCGUAUUUUGGGUGGGCGAAAGCUGCCCGUUUUUAUGUUCGUAUUGUAACGUUUUAGCCGCCGUCGUUUUUGGUCUUAUGACAGAGGAAGAUUGGGGAAUGUAGAAAUAGCAAUCCUUAGGACCGGUUAUUUAAACGAAAUGUAACCUAAGCCGCCGUUAUGAUAAAUCUUUGGAUCUCCAGAUCUCUUCCUUAGUGGCUUAUUUUAAAAAGAUAAAUACUUUUCUAGUCUACACUAUAAUGUCUUCAUAAAACUUUCACAAUUAAUGGUGUUUAGGUAAAACCGUUGGGCAAAUUGAAAAUGGCUUAGAUCCUGGUUUUGUUAAACACUGGCUAAACUUUGUUUGAAUAACUUCGCCCUUAGGGUUUCUUAGGGGGAAAGAAGGAGAUGGGAGAGUGGAGGAGAGAAAAAAUGCUUCUAUUUUCAGUUUUUAUGUUGCUGUUGUUGUUUGUAGCAACGAAGAAGCAAAUAUCAAGGCAGUUGGUUCGUCAAGAAAACAGUCCGUUCCUGCUGGUCUCCUGGCGCCACAGAACGGAGAGCUGAAUUUAAGAAAUGUCAGCAACGUUGAUCGCGAGUUUGAAGAAUUAUUGAGGAACGUAAAUGACCAGGAUGAGGAAAACAGCAAAGAGUCGUUAGAAGGCACGAACCAAGAGGCAUCGACAGAAACAGGAAUUCUUAAAUAUGACGAAUUAAGGUAAAGAAAUUCUGGUCUUUAUCAGGCGCAAACUUAAACUUAUUUCAUCAUAAACGGAGUUUAAAUCUAGCUGGAUUUUUUGAAAACGUUACUGCCAAAUGGACCUCUUCCGUCCAACAGAUUUUUUUGGUCAAAAACUAUCUCCAAAGUAUCCAUUAUAAGAACUAAGAGAGUCCCAUUGCUUUGUUCUCUUCUCCUCCUUUCUUCCUAAUCGCUCUUUCUCUUUCUCCUGUCCUUUUCCUUCGUUUCUGUUAUAUUCGAACUUCUCGGGCGCAAAAACCUGACUUUUGACGCUUUUUGGCUUCAGUGACUGCACAUUUCGCUAGGUUCGUCUUCAGAAAAUCGCCUAGAUAAACAGACGUACCUCUCUAUGCGACCACUCGUCGUAAGCGACCAACUACAUUGUAUUCAAAACACCAGAAUUUUCCCAGUCUAAUCACUAUAAUUUGGAACCCCUCGUAAGCGACCGCGAUCACCUUUUUUUUCGAUGGCGGUUUUAGAAUUUUCCAUCGGAGGUUUAUUCUCCCGUAAGCGACCAAUUGAGACAUGGUUCGAUCACUUUGUUCGUUGUAUGUACUACACUAGUCAGGGUAUGCGAAGACCUUUUUGUGACAACAUGAAACUACACAUUUGAUAGGUUAGUAGAAACUGCACGCAAUGCGUUCUUCUCUAAAAUGUACGUGUGUGUCGAUCCGGACCUUUUCUAUGAAUGGACCCUCUCUAGUAGUUCGAUUUGUGUAAGCGAUCACUAAAUCGUUUCAUUUUUGGUGGACGCUUACACGAGGUUCAACUGUAUUAGAGAGAUUUAGAGUGACGUUUACGGCAAACGGCAAACGUGAAUUUAUAUCACGUGACCAAGUUUUCUCAACACCUGUUGUUUACUGCCCAUUACUUCUGCAAAACGUUUAAGAAUUUUUACGUCAUUUUUAUCCAUAAAAAUUGUUGAGCUGCUUUUAUUUUUGCCUAUUUUUUAUUUUGAGAAAUUCUUAACUCGAAUCUGAAGUUUGCCGUUCCCCGGGUUCUCUCCUACCCGUCCUUACCGUGCGACGGGUAGGAGACAGAACCUGGGAACGAGAUUUGUAAAGGUGACUCUUAACCUCUCUAUUACCUGUUAGGUGGUCACGUGGUAGCAACUCGGUAAUUAACAGUUUGUGAUGUCGCUCGGUUGACAUUUCGUAGCCUGUUCCAGUCGUUUAGAGAGUGGAAUCAGAGAGCGGGGUAAAACUAGAGGGGAGGAGAGGGAUGUGCUCUAACCCCCUACCCCAACCCCUUGAUAUUGUUCCUGCUCACAUCUUUUAUAUACCGUAAAUCCACUAUUAAGCCCUCCCCCCCCUCUCUAAUAGCCCCCCCUUUUUUCAGAGGAGGAAAGUUAAUAAGCCCCCCCUCCAAGCCCCCCUCCAAUCCUUAUUCUUCGCAAAAAAAUUAACGAUUAACGUGGACUGAUCAGUUAUGGUUUAUUCAUAAAAAUUACCGAAGAACGUGAGGUCGAAAGCACAUUUUUGAAGGAUAAGAAUUUUGUUUUUGUUACUUUUAGGCUCCCACAAGUGAAUUAAAUACUUUUGACGGUGACUUUAAUUGUACAAUGCGUAAGUCUACUCCGUCUCAUACCACGGUAUUUUUGCUACAGGUGAUGCGUUUCGCUAAAUUAAAUAAGCCCCCUCUCUUUUAAGCCCCCCCUCAAAAGUGCUUGAAAAAAAUAAACCCCCGGGGGGCUUAAUAGAGGAUUUACGGUAUUACAAUUCUAACAUGACUCCGAGGCUGUAGGGUCAAAAUUGCAAAGUUUUCACGACUCCAUCGUCUCGCAAUUCCUAGAAGAGACGAGCACAAAGAAAGCCAAACCAAAUAUAGAAAAAUUACCAGAAAGCCUCAGAGUCAUGCCAGAAUUUUGCUAUGGGCUACUUGCUUAGAGCAUGAGGAAUGUAACAAGAAUUGCACGUGAUAGUUGACCAGUUAUAUAAUAAGGUCUAGAUUACAUAUCCUAAACUGUCGGACUGCUCUGAAAUUUCGGCAGUCCUCUGAAAAAAUUUUAUUUCAUCUUUCUCUAUGCAUUAUUUCCUUUAAAUCAGUUUCAGUCAUUUAUUAUUUUUUUUCAACAGCUGCAAGCCUUAUAACCACAUCGCGUUUCUCAAAACACACAAAACCGGAAGUAGUACACUUACCAACAUUCUGAACCGUUAUGCGGAUCUCCGAGAGCUCAUAAUCGCACUUCCGAUGAGGCAUCUUUACCGUUUCGGCUGGCCGAACUAUUUCCACUGGAGUAGCGUCGACUUGUGGCGUCUUAAUGGCAAACCUGCUAGUGUCCUGUGCAACCAUGCACGUUACAGGAGACCGCUAAUGGACGUAGUCUUGCACAGUGACACCAAGUUUAUCACAAUACUCCGUGAUCCAGUAUAUCAAUUUGAGUCAACGUUUAACUACAUGGAAUUGUAUCGGUUUCUUAGACUGACCAAUUACUCGAACCCUUUGGAGGUUUUUCUGACAAAUCCCCGUGGUUACCUCAGAAACUUAGCAAGAACUGAAACGCCGUUCCCUGAAUCAAUGCAUCUUGUGCGAAACGGAAUGUUCUUUGAUUUAGGACUGGCUCCUUUAGCACAGGACAACGAUGAGGAAAUUCUCAACGCCAUAAAGAAAAUCGAACAUGAAUUUACUUUGGUUCUUAUGAUGGAGUAUUUCGACGAAAGCCUUGUUCUUCUCAAGCGAGAAUUUUGCUGGGAUUUAGACGAUGUUAUCUACAUUAAACAAAAUGAACGGAAAGUCGGUACAGAUACUUCCAAAAAGGUUCUUUCUCUGCAGCUAAAAGAAAAGAUACGCGCAUGGAAUAAAGCGGACGUGCUACUCUACGAUCACUUUAACAAAACUUUCUGGGAGAAAAUUAAACAACAUGGACGUGGUUUCUACAAAGACCUCGAGGAUUUAAGGCGAAAGAACCGUGAAAUGUACCAUGACUGUGUUUCACCAGAAGAAGUAACGGAAACUGCGUUUCGAUUAACCGGAAAAAUUCGAGGGUUUAAGCUUAACGAGGGAGUCUCUCGCUUUAACAAGUAUUUAUGCCAAAAACUGCUUAGAAAUGAGAUAGAUUAUAUUAAUUAUUUUAGAGAAAAACUUCACCCGUACUCGGAGUAUCAGAAGCAACUGAGAGCUGCGGGAAGGGCCCCACCUCUAGAACAAGCUGCAGGCAAUAUCAUUACUAACAGGAUUAAAGCAAUGCGGGUCCGACUUUUAAAUUCAACAGGAAUCAGGGGUGUCCAAUCGCAGCCCAGUCGUCAAACAGUACAAGACAUUUCUCAAAGAGUACAGAGCGCCGCCCAAAACGUGCGGGUCGUCCCGAAAAGAGCGCAGGUCGCCGCCCAAAACGAACGAUUGCAGAACGCCGCUCAAAAUGUACGGGUCGUUCCUUAA
Messenger RNA from Porites lobata, 7215 nucleotides. Lineage: Eukaryota; Metazoa; Cnidaria; Anthozoa; Scleractinia; Poritidae. The record is from the annotation of a GenBank genome assembly.